This is a messenger RNA of Xenopus laevis (African clawed frog), 6311 nucleotides long. It is a transcript of the gene slc17a8.S, whose product is annotated as vesicular glutamate transporter 3. The coding region runs from base 2494 to 4254 and encodes 586 amino acids. The record is from RefSeq and is a predicted model, not a curated record. NCBI's taxonomy places the organism in Eukaryota, Metazoa, Chordata, Amphibia, Anura, Pipidae. Gene Ontology annotation, molecular function: L-glutamate transmembrane transporter activity; neurotransmitter transmembrane transporter activity; transmembrane transporter activity. Gene Ontology annotation, cellular component: synapse; synaptic vesicle membrane; plasma membrane. The transcript is spliced from 12 exons. Gene Ontology annotation, biological process: regulation of synapse structure or activity; transmembrane transport; neurotransmitter loading into synaptic vesicle.
CAGAUGGCCUCUAUAACCAGGAUCAAACCAUUAUAUAUUUAUUCCCUUCUCCUUCCUUAUUAUUCCUAAUUACGUCUUGAGUUUGUGCUUCCUGAGAUCAUAUUGCUAGCUCAGGUGUCAGCCAGUGGCAAGUACUUGACUAGUUUAGUUGAGCAGAUUUCACUCAUAUUUAUUUACAACGUGUGUUAAACUACCUACAAUGGAUGUACAGUCUCCUGCUAGCUAUUCUCUACAUGCCCCCCCUGAUAAUCAAAUCUAUUAUAAUCAAGGCAAUCAACUGUAAUUUUAUUUCACACAAUGCAGAACUUAAACUGCUCCCUAGGUAGCAAAUAGCAGGGCUUAUUUGCUAACACAAGAACAAAGCAUAAAGUUAUGUGCAAUUUUGCUCAUGCCCAUCAGGAGCAAGUAACAUUCAUUUUUAUAUUUUAGUAGUUUCCAAGAUAUAAGUAGUGUUAGACUGCUAAUAGACGACUUUGGGCUCAACUUGCACUUAAUCAAUGUAUAACUAAUAAAUGGUCAGCACUCAGAACACCGUAUAUAAGGUGCAUGUCAAUUGUCAGCCUCUCCCGGCCAGACUUGAAGCACAAAAUUCAUGUAGACAGCACCAUACAGUGAAAUUAAAAAGCCUUUAUUGUUGAUUAAUAUUCUUAGACAGAAAUACAGUGAUGUUUCAGGCUUACAACAACCUUUCCUCAAGCUCAACUUGCACCUAUGUGUACUACAUCCAACCAUUGUCUGGCACUUCUUCACCCGUUCAGCCUCGUUCGAUGAAUGCCGUGCAAAUUGCAAAGGAAUUCUGGGGAAAAGUUUAGCACUUUGCCCAUAACACGUCUUUGAUAAAAUUAAAUUUCUUUGUUUUGAUGAAAAUGCUUAAUUGCAAGCACAUUUAUUUUUUUACCUUUUUGGUCCAUUUCAGCUUAUGUAUAAAAUGUUGCCAUUUCUAUAUACAUUGUCCCUAAGGGAGACUGAAAACUAUGUUUAUGGAAAAAUGAGAAUAAUAUUUUUCAUGAGUAAAGUAGAAAAAUGUUGCGGGGAGCAGGUAGCAGCUGAGCAUUAAAGUCCCUUCUUUUGGGUAUCCGUGAAAUAAAUGCUUAGCAUAAGACCAUGAUGUAUAUCUUCAUUAUUACCUAUAGAAAUAAUUAUGGAAUAUAACAGUGGAUGUGAAAAAGUGCGUCUAUACUAAUUAUUGGCAAUGUUUUCGAAUUUUUAGGAAUCUGCAGUGAACCUCGUGUAGGAUUAGGGGAAGACGUCAGAGAAAUGUAUAAAAGGCAAGUUUAGCAGUGUAGCUGUUUCAGUAGCAUAUUGAUUUUACAACGAAUUAUGGCCUUUGGAUUGUAAACUUUUAGAAGCAUGGUCCUUUAAUCCCAUUGUCUAAUUUUGGAAUUUUGUUAUGACAAAUCAAUGUUUAACUUGCUGGUUCUGUAUAACUAAAUGAUGAUGAUGAUGAUGAUUAAAUUUUUUUCCCCACAGAUGAACAAGCAUGGCUUAUCUCACAUUACCUGAUUUUAGAAACGUCAAUAUUUGCUUGUAAUCCUCCUACAACAACUGCAUCAUGCUCACCGGGCAUGUUUGCGUUUUUCAUUAUUCCUUUGUAUUAUUAUGAAGCUCAAUAAACAGCUGCUUUUACUGUGACUUGUGUGCCUCCCCCAGCACCAAAAGAAAUAAAUAAAUUAAAAAAAAAAGCUUAGUAAUAAUGCAUGCGGCCAAGUGAAUGCGUCAUGGAGAUGGGAAGAAGUCCUUAAAUGUUUAAUAAACUCGUUUCUUUGUCUAGAGCUUUGUAUGGGAUGCUAUUAAUAACCAAGCUGGUAGAUACCCAUCGUAUCUGUUACUAUAGCAUCUCCACUUGUAUCAGGGACGCGUGACAACCUAGGAGGGCUGUUAUCAGGUUUCAAGAUCCUGGAGCAUUGAUUGGGCAGAAAGUAAUAUUUUAUGGUGUGCUUUCGUUUCAUUAAAAAUGUGCAUUAAUACCAGAGCCCUGCUGCUCUCCGUGAGCUAAUUUUCAUUCUCAUGAGCAUUAUUGUAUAGGAUCUAUGAGAUAAGUUUUCCCAAGUCCGUUGUUGUUUUGAAUGGCAUCAGAUAACAUUGCCCUGGUUCUUGACUAUGCCUGAUGUGGGUAUAAGGUUGAUUAGCUAGCAGCACUGUGUGUGUGUGAUGUGUGCAGCUGUCAUCCAUCCCUCCACAAUAAGGAUCACUAGAGGCAGAGCUCUUCAUCAGCUUCACUGGAUAGACACUUCCACUGACCUGAUCACUGAAUCUGGAUCUCCUAUACAUUACCCUGGAUAGCCUAAGUUCAGCAUUUGAAGCUGCAACUAACAAACAAAAGCUGAUUAUUUAAAGGAGAAUUUCAACAAGCAAUGCACUUGGAUAUUACAUUUCAGUAAGGAGCUCUGUGCAGGCGAUGAGUGGACUAUCUCCAAGUGGCACUCUUAGCUCUGUAAGGUGACGGUUAGAAUGAAUGGUUUGUAACGUUGGUACUGGCUAUAUACAUUUACAAUGCCUUUCCAAGCGCUCAGCUCAUUCAAAGAAAAAAUCUUCAGCCCCGGAAAAGAGGAAGUGAAGAACAACGUCGGGGACUCAUUGGGGAACCUGCAAAGGAAAAUUGAUGGGACGAAUACAGAAGAGGAAAAUUUUGAACUUGAUGAAGAUGGGAGACCUGUGCAAGCUCCGACUCAGCCACCCCCAAGAUUUGACUGCUACUGUUGUGGACUGCCCAAGAGAUAUAUCGUUGCCAUUAUGAGUGGCUUGGGCUUUUGCAUAUCUUUUGGAAUUCGGUGUAAUCUUGGUGUGGCCAUUGUAGAAAUGGUGAAUAACAACACUGUCUAUGUUGAUGGAAAACCAGAGAUACAGAAAGCCCAGUUCAACUGGGACCCAGAGACGGUCGGCCUCAUCCAUGGUUCAUUUUUUUGGGGUUACAUCAUAACCCAGAUACCAGGAGGGUUCAUUGCAAACAAGCUUGCUGCCAAUAGGGUGUUUGGUGCUGCUAUAUUUUUAACCUCAAUUUUAAAUAUGCUGAUACCAUCUGCGGCCCGGGUCCAUUAUGGAUGUGUUAUAUCAGUUCGGGUUCUCCAAGGCCUUGUUGAGGGCGUUACCUACCCAGCAUGUCAUGGAAUGUGGAGUAAAUGGGCGCCUCCACUGGAGAGAAGCAGACUGGUUACUACUUCAUUCUGUGGAUCAUAUGCUGGUGCAGUCAUUGCAAUGCCAUUGGCAGGUGUGCUGGUGCAAUACGUUGGUUGGUCCUCUGUAUUUUACAUUUACGGUGUAUUUGGCAUGUGUUGGUAUGUGUUCUGGCUGCUGCAUGCCACAGAGAGUCCAGCUGCACAUCCUUCUAUCACAUUUGAAGAAAGAACUUACAUAGAGACAAGUAUAGGAGAAGGAACCAGCACAACUAGUAAAUUCAAGACACCCUGGAAGAAAUUUUUCACCUCAAUGCCAGUCUAUGCAAUCAUUGUAGCAAAUUUCUGCAGAAGCUGGACCUUUUAUUUGUUGCUAAUUAGUCAACCUGCUUACUUUGAAGAGGUCUUUGGCUUUCCCAUAAGCAAGGUUGGCCUGCUUUCUGCAGUUCCACACAUGGUAAUGACAAUCAUUGUACCUGUGGGGGGACAACUGGCUGAUUUCUUGAGAAGCAGAAAGAUUCUCUCCACAACGACCGUCAGGAAAAUCAUGAACUGUGGAGGUUUUGGAAUGGAGGCAACUCUCCUCCUGGUGGUUGGUUAUUCCCAUACCAAGGCCAUGUCGAUAUCAUUUUUAGUCCUUGCUGUGGGGUUUAGCGGCUUUGCUAUAUCAGGUUUUAAUGUCAACCAUUUAGAUAUUGCACCAAGGUAUGCCAGCAUUCUGAUGGGCAUAUCUAAUGGUGUUGGAACCUUGUCUGGGAUGGUGUGUCCACUCAUUGUUGGUGCAAUGACAAUACACAAGACACGGGAAGAAUGGCAAAAUGUAUUCCUGAUUGCUGCAAUAGUCCAUUACAGUGGAGUUGUAUUCUAUGGAAUAUUCGCUUCAGGAGAGAAGCAGGAUUGGGCUGAUCCCGAAAGCCUUAGUGAGGAUAAAUGUGGGAUCAUUGACAACGAUGAACUCCAAGAAGAAACUGAGCUGAAUAAUGAAUCCUUCGCUAGCCCGAAUAAAAAAUCCAGCUAUGGAGCUACCAUUCACAGCAAUGAAACACGCAGAAAGGGAUGGAGAAGCAAAAAGGAAAUGACGCAGGAUAUAGACGAACAAAAUUUCUAUCAGCAUGAAAAUGGAAAUUCUGAUUUGUCCUAAUUCCAGGAAACAACGAGUAUGUGAACAGAUUCCAUAUUUACUUUUCUUACCUGCUUUUAACUGGGACUUGGGUUGGUAAUACAAAAGGCAUUGUUGUCCGUAGGAGUUACUGAAAUAUCACCUGAACAUGAAAGAGCUACAUAUUUUUUUAAUGGAUAUGAAUUAAAAUGGUAAACAGGUAUCAUUGCUAUUAAAAUAAUUAUAUUUUCCUCCCACCAAGAGAGAAGAUCCAUACUCUGUUUUCAUCUAUUGGAUUUCCAGCCACGUGAAUAUAUCUGUAAAUACAUAUAUUUGUGUGUGUUUGUUUAGAUGGUUGUACAUGUUCAUGCAUGUGUCAAGUUUUACUUCUUUUUUGAUCAAUGUUUGGGAACGUUCUGAGGGAUCUAUACAAAUAACACAUAUUUAGAAAAAUACCUAGAGUGACAGUCUAGCCAAUGUACACCAGCUGUUGCAACUUGCCCAGCAUCCCUCUGGCAAUUCUGCUGCAGGGAGUGUAGUUCUGCAGUAGGUGCAAUGCCAAUAUUGCCUCACACUGUCAUACGGUUAUUAAGCAGGCUGGUUGAACUAAGAUUUCCUGGAUACAUGUACUGAUAGCCGAGGCCUAGUUAUAAUUUCCUAUUUCAAAGCUGAGGAUGAGCUGAAAUACUUUUUAAGCAAUAAUUACAUAUACAAUAGAGGAGAGGACACCGUAGAUGUGUGAGACUGCUGAUCUCUACUCACAGACAGCACCAGCAACAGGAUUCUUUGGUUAAAACGCCUUUAUUGGAACAUGUGCUCUGACCCAGAUAUCGAAGCUAAAGCUGAAUUCAUGGAGUGUGCUGCCUAAACUACUUGUUAGACUGCUGAUGUUUGAAAUAUUGCCCUCUUCUGUGAAUCUUGCCUUUGCUUGAGUGUCAACAGAGAAAGAUGGAUAUGUUUUCUCUUUGGAAUUUAGCAUAAAAGAGUUUUCUAUAACAAUUGUUUUAUAAUAAUUGUGUAACUCAUUUGUCAGUAAGUAAAAAGAGUCUAAACUAUACUAUACUAUACAAUAGUCUUUAGCUAGCUAGUACUAUCUGAAGGGUUACAAGACCACGACCAUGUGACCAUGACCAUGACCAAAGUUUGGAUUAAAUUCAGUUCUUGCAUGGAAAAAACCCCAAAUACUUGGCCAACCAUUGCUUCAGCCAACCAACCAAUAUACAUGAACUAAAGAUAUGUUUGCAUGAAAAUUAUGUACGUUGGCCAUUUGGUAGGAUUAACAUAAUGCAGCCACAAAACCUGCUUCCACAAGAAACCUGCAUUAUUUUUAAAAUGUACCCUUUUUACUUCAUUACUGCCUGGUGAAGUUGUCUGAUAUUAGCUAUGGGAUUGGAAGAGGCUUAAUUUCCACAUUCUUAGUAUAGUCCAAGACAAAAAAUGGAUGUAAAAAAAUUUCUCAUGCAUUAGCUGCAGUUCUAGCUGCGAGUUGCAACAAAUGCCUGUAUGCCUUCGUUCAAGGGUUCUCUUUGCGUGUUGUGUAUUUGGCAAAAGAAGAUGCUCAUUCCAUGCCCUUGUGGCACAAUAAUAUUGCUGAAGAGCUUUGCGAAGAGGCACAAGAGUUGCAUCUAUAUCAUCCAUAUUAUUUUUUGGCAGGAGAAAUGGUGCUGGAAUUCUGAGAAGAAAAGUCAACCUCAUGGGCAAAAAAAUGACAGUAAAUUAUGCUGAUUGUGAUACUUUGCACCUUGCCCACUCCAAGUAAAUGAAGCCUGAGAAUUUUUAAAAAGGGUCUUCCAAAAGUUCCAAUCAGUAUUACAGGAUUUCUAAAUUGUUUUGCAUUUAAAAUAACGACUAGUAAAUAUCCCGACCCCACCCCUUGGCCUGUUGAUUCUAGGGAAAAACAACAAUAUUUACUAUAGUUUAGUUGUUGAUACUUUCUACGAAACCAUAGCGAGUAUUGACAUCGCUUCCCGCUCCCAUUUGUGACACUAUAUCUAGAUUUCUUUAUCUCUUUUGUUUAUCCCACAUGUGUAUGUGUGGUCCAUUGUGUGGAUUGUUUUUGCUGUCUAGAUCCUGGUGCAUUCCAAAUAAAUUAUUUUGAG